GCAGCACAUACCUAGAAAUAUGGCACAGCCAUGGCUGAACGUCAGCCUACAUCCAGAGGGAAGUAACUUUACAUAAUCUAACCAUCAUUAUUUUAUCCAAAGCCUAAGGUUAAGCUAUAACGCGACCGUUCUGCUUAUUGCAUUUAUAAACCCGAACGCUUGUUUGUAUUUUCUGUAUAGAACGAGAACGGGUGCCUUUGGGACCCUACUAUCUGGGAUCGUUGGGACGUCCCUACCCCUCAUUGCAGUUGACAUGGUUAAGGUAAUGCGUUAAAGUAAUGCAUUAAGGUAGUGCGUUAAAGGUAAUGCGUUAAGGUAAUGCGUUAAGGUCGUGCGUUAAAGUAAUGCAUUAAGGUUAUGUGUUAAGGUAAUGGCAGGGACGGCCCAAGGAUCAUAAAUAGCAGUGACCAUAGCCUGUGUCCCCCGGAGAGGGCACACGGGUUCGGGAGCCAUUACUUGUGACGUAACUAGCUCGUUAACCGGCUGUUUUAACUCAGACUGCGGUAGCGGCCGGGUGUAAAAGUCGGAAGUAAAUGACCGACAGUCACCUCCUGGCCAAAACGUGUUGAGGCGGAUAGGUCUUUACACCUUUUGUCAGCUAAAUAAAAGGCGCACAUUAUUGGUACUAAGAGCGAAGAAAUAUUUUAUACUCGAGCAAUUUCGUUUAAAAAAAAAUAAUUAAGGAGGGUGCGCAGGGUGGUAUUUUAUCGUACGAGCUAGAUAGAGACAGCAGCUCUUUGUUUCGCUUAGUUUAGUUAAUUUAGUCGGAUAUCUGAAGUAGCUGGACAACUGCGACAAUGGAUAAAGCAAAAGCAAUUAUCGGGAAAAAAGGGUCCGGAUCUUGUCAUGCCAACGGACUUCAGAGGGAGUUUCAUUCCCAGGCUAACAUCGGCGGCUGUAACGCUUACAAAUCAAGUGGAAACUGUAGUGGUGACAGUAGCAAUAUUGAACACUUCCAUCACCUGCAGCCCGAUCACGUCGAAGCCAAUGGGUCAUCUCCUGCGAAAAGAUGCCGGUUACGAAGAAGAGUUGAGUCGGUGAAGAGAAACAGACCACCCUUUCCCUGGUUCGGGAUGGACAUCGGCGGUACUCUGGUGAAGCUGGUCUACUUCGAGCCUAAGGACAUCACGGCGGAGGAGGAACAGGAAGAAGUGGAAAACCUGAAGAGCAUCCGCCGCUACCUGACCUCCAACACGGCGUACGGGAAGACGGGCGUCCGAGACGUCCACCUGGAACUGAAGAACCUGACCAUGUGCGGCCGGACGGGCAACCUGCACUUCAUCCGCUUUCCAACGCAGGCCAUGCAUCGCUUCAUCCAGAUGGGCAGCGUCAAGAACUUCUCCAGCCUCCACACCACGCUCUGCGCCACGGGCGGAGGGGCCUACAAGUUCGAGAACGACUUCAGAACGAUGGCUGAUUUAGAGCUGUUGAAGCUGGAUGAGCUUGACUGUCUGAUUCACGGCCUGCUCUAUGUGGACUCCGUGAGGUUCAACGGCCACCCUGAGUGCUUCUACUUUGAGAACCCGUCAGACACCCAGAACAGCGCGAAGACUCCGUGCAGUCUGGCCGACCCGUUCCCUAUGCUGCUGGUCAACAUUGGAUCUGGGGUUAGCAUCCUGGCUGUAUACUCUAAAGAUUACUACAAACGGGUCACCGGCACAAGUCUUGGUGGGGGUACGUUCCUGGGCCUGUGCUGCCUGCUGACUGGGUGUGAGACAUUUGAAGAGGCUCUGGAUAUGGCUAGCAGAGGCGACAGCAGCAAUGUGGACAAGCUGGUGAGGGAUAUCUACGGAGGAGACUAUGAGCGUUUCAGCCUCCAAGGAUCUGCUGUAGCCUCCAGCUUUGGCCACAUGAUGAGUAAACAGAAACGAGACUCCAUCAGCAAAGAGGACCUGGCCCGGGCUAUGCUGGUCACCAUCACCAAUAACAUCGGUUCCAUUGCACGCAUGUGUGCCGUCAAUGAGAAAAUCGAGAGAGUUGUGUUUGUUGGGAAUUUCUUACGGAUCAACACCGUGUCUACUAAGCUGCUGGCCUACGCCAUGGACUUCUGGUCCAAGGGACAACUGAAGGCCCUGUUCCUAGAACACGAGGGAUAUUUUGGCGCGGUUGGGGCAUUCCUGGAGCUGCUAAAGUCGUCUGAGGAGCCAUGAUGAUAUGCCACUGCCCGAGAAGCCGCCACAGGAAACUGGAAAAAGCCAUUUAAUUUAACUAGAAAUAUCUUUGAUCUAUUUUUCUCUAAAAUCCCCUCAAAUAGAGGUUUUAUUAAUAAAGCUAAUGUAAUGUCUCAUGUCA
Molecule: messenger RNA, 2292 nt
Organism: Oncorhynchus gorbuscha (pink salmon)
Lineage: Eukaryota; Metazoa; Chordata; Actinopteri; Salmoniformes; Salmonidae
Product: pantothenate kinase 3-like
Exons: 7
Coding region: 798-2150 (450 amino acids)
Biological process (GO): coenzyme A biosynthetic process
Cellular component (GO): nucleus; cytosol
Molecular function (GO): pantothenate kinase activity; ATP binding
Source: RefSeq, a predicted model, not a curated record